AUGCCAUCUACUAUAACAGUAAUAUGCUUUAUUACUGAUAGACAAGAAAACACUACAAGCAAGGCCCUUACUGUUGUCAAAGCGACUAGAGUGAUACAUCUUAAAAACAAUGCAUCUCUCUUGAAUGUUCUUUUGGUCAGGUUUUAUCCUCAAAACGAUGAUACCCAAGAUCCAACCCUACUACCUUUUUCAACUGAGGAUGUACUUCUAGCAACUGGAAAAUUUCGAUUCGUCAAAGAAGUUGAUAAUGAUGAAAAGAAAUUUCCUAUCUUAAAGGCAUGUUUGUUAUUAAUCAUUUUAUAUAAUAUCGUUCCUCUUGUGAUCGAUCCUAGUGACUUGCCCGAAUCUCCUUUAUUGAUCAGUAUAACUGCUACUGUAAUCGAACCUCCCCAAAAUGAUCCUCACAAUGAAGACAUCUCAUUAUCUAUAGAAACCAAAGAUUUUAUGGACCAGGGCAACAUUACACUUAAAUUAGAAUUAUCAACACUCUUUAUGAAUGGUGACCUUAUGAUUGUUGAUGAUGCUUAUGUUGUUCAGCUUCAUAAUAUAAACUUCUAUGUAUCAAAUGAAUCUCCAGAAAUAAAUAAUUCAGAUGAAUCUUCGACAAAUAAAACUCCACCAAUUGAAUUGGGCACUGAAAAAGUUGCACGUAUGGUUGCUUCAAGGGUUAAAGAUGGUAGGCAAAAAAGAUCAACUGAAACUAAACCAUACCUCAAGCUAAACGAACGACCAAAAGUGACCAAUCUUGCUAAGAAAAUGUUAAACCAAAACCCAGAUAUUGAUACUUCUGAAUCAUCCGUAUCUCAAAAUGUAUAA
This is a messenger RNA of Cetraspora pellucida, 816 nucleotides long. Lineage: Eukaryota; Fungi; Glomeromycota; Glomeromycetes; Diversisporales; Gigasporaceae. The record is from the annotation of a GenBank genome assembly.